Volvox carteri f. nagariensis is the source of this 1464-nucleotide messenger RNA. RefSeq lists its product as uncharacterized. Gene Ontology annotation, molecular function: protein binding. The record is from RefSeq and is a predicted model, not a curated record. Gene Ontology annotation, cellular component: cytoplasm; nucleus. The transcript is spliced from 4 exons. Lineage: Eukaryota; Viridiplantae; Chlorophyta; Chlorophyceae; Chlamydomonadales; Volvocaceae. The coding region runs from base 1 to 1464 and encodes 487 amino acids.
AUGCCAAAGCUCUAUGAGUACAUUACGAAGCACGAGGGGUCUGGAGACGGGGCAUGGGUACUAAAGGAUGCGAGCGCCGACAUCCAGUUCUACUGCGUGGACAGUGUCAACAGCAGGCCGGAAAUACGCGUGCGUAUUGGCUCAGAUAUUGAUGUUGUGCCAUCAUGUAGUGCAUCCGACAUGGUGGCGCCUGAUACUCGCCGCUUCACCUUCAAAGACAGCUGCUCCAUAUACAGCUUGAAGUUUCCUCCGGGAGACUCGUUCCAUUCUUUUCAGGAUAAUUGGCUGAAGUCAAAAUAUGGGAAUGUCUUCGGGAGCGAGGUGCCAUGCUGGGAAGCUGUAAAUGGCAAUGUGCCAGCUGAGCUGGUUUCUUUUGGGCAGCAAAUCACGAACUUUACGCGUGCCGCAAGCGCCAUUCUUGUGGGAGCAGGCCGGCACAGCUUCCUCCUGCAAGGCCGCACGGUGGACGUGCUCAUGAACAUGGAGGGGGGUGGGGUCGAUGUCUCCACCAGGAGCUUCGGGCUUACGGCCCCAAUAGGUGCCGGUUUCCUGAAGUCCCCAACUAAGCGCAAGACACGCAGUUCGGGUGUAGACGUUAACGAGAUCGAGGCACUGCGCGCUGAGUGCAUCCCCUCGAAGAUUCUUCUGUCACAUGGCGAGAAGCGCAUGAACUUCUUGACUCCGGACAACAGCAGCAUUCUGCACCAUGCCGACAUUGAGUUGGGCAAGAUCGUCAGCACUUCAACCUUCAUGAGGGACGGUGUGGAUGUGCCAAUCGUGGAAAUUGCUCAGAGUUACAAAUCGGCACAGAUGGACGACCAAGUGCAGCUCCUGGCUCUGAACCAGACCACCAUUGGCAGGUGGGACACACGUGUGGGGACCUGCGUGGUACAGGAGUAUCACUCCGCAGGUCUUCAUUAUGUCACCGGGAACGAGCCUACCUGCGGGCCCAAUUUUACAUGCAUGGCCACAAGCGGCAACGGGAACGUUGCUGUGGGCUCACGGAACGGCCGUAUCCAGCUCUACAACAGCCGGAUGCUGUCACAGGCCAAGACCUCCAUCCCGGGCCUUGGCGCCCCCAUUACCGCCAUUGACGUCACAUACGAUGACAAGUGGCUGCUGGCCACGACAGACAUGUACCUAAUGCUUAUGAAGACAACGUAUGGCGCCAAGCUCGCGAAGGGGAAGUUCACCUGGAUCACAGAGGAUGGCCAUUCGGAGAGCUGGGUAGUGGCGGUCUGCGGGCGCUUCUUGGUCGUGUGGGACUUCGCAAAGAUCCGCGGCUCUAGCACUAAAACCAUGUGGGACUACCAGCUGUACGCUGCUGGGGGGGAGGAGGGUGAGGAACUGGUCGACGUGCAAUUUAUGCACUCGAAGUACGUCCCCGGCAACGCGGACGCUGGUGAUGCGGCGCUGCUCGUGGCAACACCGCACAACUUGUCAAGCCUAAUUCUACGGCGCUAG